Molecule: messenger RNA, 537 nt
Organism: Penicillium soppii
Lineage: Eukaryota; Fungi; Ascomycota; Eurotiomycetes; Eurotiales; Aspergillaceae
Product: E2 ubiquitin-conjugating protein UBC8
Exons: 6
Coding region: 1-537 (178 amino acids)
Biological process (GO): protein polyubiquitination; ubiquitin-dependent protein catabolic process
Cellular component (GO): nucleus
Molecular function (GO): ubiquitin conjugating enzyme activity
Source: RefSeq, a predicted model, not a curated record
AUGAGUAGCCCAAAGCGCAGAAUCGAGACAGAUGUUAUGAAUCCGGAUACCAAUCUUUUCAACAGGCAAGAAUUCUACGUCCGUUUCAAGGGCCCAGAAGAGACACCGUUCACCGGAGGUCAUUGGAAGAUUCAUGUGGAAUUGCCCGACCAAUACCCAUACAAGAGCCCAAGCAUUGGAUUCGUCAAUCGCAUCUUCCACCCAAAUAUCGAUGAGUUAUCGGGCUCUGUCUGCCUUGAUGUGAUCAAUCAAACAUGGUCACCAAUGUACGACAUGCUCAAUAUUUUCGAAGUUUUCCUCCCUCAGCUCCUCCGCUACCCCAAUCCCGCCGAUCCCCUUAAUGGUGAAGCAGCAGCACUGUUGAUGAGGGAACCGAAGGCAUACGAGGCAAAGGUGAAAGAAUAUGUUGCCAAAUACGCUAGCAAAGAAGCGGUGGAUGAAGCAGGCGAGGACACCGAGUCUGAAGACGAGCUAAGUUCCGCGGGAAGCUAUGAAUCUGGCGGUGAAGAGCCAGCGGGCACGAUGGAUGAUGUCUAG